AUGUUUCGUACAAUAAGAGACAUUGCCGUCGCCCACUUCAGGCCCGCCCUGGACGCCGUCUUCUUCGGCCACCGCCUCCCUUGGUCCCUCCGCUGGCGCCUCUUGGCCUUGCAACCCAUCAUCUUCCUGACGCACUCCCUAGCUCUCGCGCCAUACAUCUUCCGGCGCCCUUAUGCCGUGCGCUACAUCCCCAUCAGCGAUACACGCUCCCUUCGGAUCCUCGUGUUUAAAGAGCCCGGCAAAGGAACAGGUCUCCACGGCCUCCUACGGCCUCUCCACGUCGACUGCCACCCCGGCGGCUUCGUCGGCGGUAUCCCAGAGGCAGACGCGCCUUUCUGUUCUCUUGUGGCCAAGGAGACCGGCGCCGUCGUCGUGAGUCUAAGUUACCGCCUCGCACCGGUCCACCCGUUCCCCGCAGCCAUCGACGACGUUGACGCGGCGUUGAAAUGGCUGCGAGACCACGCCGAGGAGGAACUCGGCGCCGACCCGAGGCUGUUGACCGUCUCCGGAGCCUCGGCGGGUGGUAACCUCGUUCUAGCGGCGAGCCAGAAUAUCCCCUCGCCGGAAUACGCGAUCCGCGCGUCGGCGACUUUUUACGCGCCUCUAGACCUGCGGCCGAAGCCGGAGGAGAAGCCGCGGCCCGCUGGUCUCCCGGCAAAGGACCCUUUGUCGUUCAUGCUCGCUCUGUAUGAUUCGUAUGCUGCACCUUCCAAGGCGGAGAAUAUGGACAACCCGAGACUGAGCCCUUACUUGGCGCGUGAGGAAACGUUGCCGGAGAGGAUGGUGCUUGUGGUUGCGGGGAUUGAUAUCACUGUUCACGAGCAGUUGACGUUUGUUGAGCGGGUGAAGAAGGAGCGGGAGGAAAAGGGGAAAGAUGGGGGAAGCGUCGAGGCGUUUUAUGUCGAGGAUUUGUUCCAUGGGUGUCUUGAGGUACCGAAUGUCGUUGUCCCUGUGAGUAAGAAGAUGGUUAUGUGGCAGAGGGGUCUUGAUGUUAUCAGGGCCGCCCAGGAGAGUCACGGCUGGCAAUGGAAGAAGAGCCUUUGA
Messenger RNA from Colletotrichum truncatum, 1044 nucleotides. RefSeq names its product lipase esterase family. The record is from RefSeq and is a predicted model, not a curated record. Gene Ontology annotation, molecular function: hydrolase activity. NCBI's taxonomy places the organism in Eukaryota, Fungi, Ascomycota, Sordariomycetes, Glomerellales, Glomerellaceae.